Messenger RNA from Prosopis cineraria, 1154 nucleotides. Its product is annotated as peroxisomal membrane protein 11D-like. Bases 175 to 882 code for a protein of 235 amino acids. Gene Ontology annotation, biological process: regulation of peroxisome size; peroxisome fission. Gene Ontology annotation, cellular component: peroxisomal membrane. The transcript has 8 exons. NCBI's taxonomy places the organism in Eukaryota, Viridiplantae, Streptophyta, Magnoliopsida, Fabales, Fabaceae. The record is from RefSeq and is a predicted model, not a curated record.
UCGUGUGUCAAACGUUUUGUUUGUUUGCGAAGGAACGAAGAGGGCCAACCAAGCCCUUUUCAAAGCCUAUCAACGAAAUGCUACAAGCAACCCCGAGCCACUCUGGAUCUGUGAACCAUUGUUUAUUCGAGGCGAAUUUAUCUGCCACUUCCUUUGCUUUGAUUAGCAUAAAGGAUGACUACAUUGGAUGCGACCAGAGCAGAACUUGGUCUUCUGGUUUUAUAUUUGAACAAGGCUGAAGCCAGGGACAAAAUAUGCAGGGCUAUACAGUAUGGUUCCAAAUUUCUGAGUGAUGGCCAACCUGGUACUGCCCAGAAUGUUGACAAAUCAACCACUUUGGCUCGUAAAGUUUUCCGUCUAUUCAAGUUUGUCAAUGACCUGCAUGCUCUGAUAAGUCCAGCUCCACGGGGGACUCCCCUUCCCUUAAUUUUGUUGGGAAAGUGCAAAAAUGCUUUACUGUCAACUUUCUUGUUUCUUGAUCAAUUUGUGUGGCUUGGCAGAUCUGGCAUCUACCAGAAUAAAGGACGUACAGAGUUAAUUGGUAGAAUAUCACUUUUUUGUUGGAUGGGUUCCUCAGUGUUUAGCACCUUGGUUGAGCUUGGGGAGCUUGGAAGACUCUCUGCUUCGAUGAAGAAGUUAGAGAAGGAACUCAAGAACAGCAAUAAAUAUGAUGAUGAGCAAUACCGUGCUAAGCUAAAAAUGUCAAAUGAGAGGACUCUUGCAGUUAUCAAGGCAGGGAUGGAUAUAGUUGUAGCAGUUGGACUACUUCAAUUGGCACCCAAGAAUGUUACUCCCCGUGUGACUGGAGCCUUUGGACUUGUCACAUCCCUAAUAUCUUGCUAUCAGUUACUUCCUGCCCGAAGCAAGUCCAAAAUACUGUGAAGAUGAAGAGACAGGAUCAAUCUUAUCACGCUUCAUUGUUGUAAAGUAAUUAUGCAUGUUUGUAAGUUAAUGUUGUUGGAUUUGUGCAAUGAGCAUCUGCAUGCUGGCCAAUGAGGUGUCAUCGUCAUGUCAUUAUAAGUAUUAUCAAUACCAAUAUUGUGACAUUUAAUGUUUGCUUAUAGCAGAAACUACGUCAUGCAGGAUGUUUUGUUUGGUCCUAUCUGUAAAACAAAAUGUGUUAGCAUGAUAAAGGAGUGUUAUUUUUCUUAGAA